AUGGAGACUGUUCACCAAUACGGGUGUGCCACUCUUGAGAAAGGCAGCUCAGCCUCUCAUCUUACGUGUAACUCAUUCCGAAGUCCUCAUCGAACUCCGAAAAGCAUAGCUUGUUGUUAUGAGGGUAAUUACUGUAAUUUGAGAAUAACACCACCGCCCUAUAGACAACUUCCUAAGGAAGCGGAAUACUACGACGAGGAGUGGUUAGACAACAAGCUGCACCCUAUAAUUCAUGUUAUUCUACCGCUGUUGAUAGCUCUUUUUGCGAUUGCUAUUGCUGCGACAUGGUGUAUUUUGAAGAAAAGGCGCCGAGAUUUGAAGAAAUGGUGGCCUUUAGCCAAAAAGAAGCAGGAACUUCUACCCGUGCCGGAAUUGGAUCCAAUGCUUUACGAUGAUUCUGGAAGCGGCUCUGGAUCCGGAAAUGCAACAAUGGUGCAAAGAACUGUGGCAAAUGAUCUCAUUAUUGAGAAAGUCAUUGGGAAAGGAAGGUAUGGCGAAGUACGAAUAGCAAGAUUUAGAGGGAGUUUGGUCGCUGUCAAGACUUUCUAUACUACUGAAGAGGACUCUUGGAACAAUGAACGAGAAAUCUAUGAGACACAGAUGUUGAAUCAUGAGAAUAUUCUGCGUAAGUUUAUAUCUUCGACAACUUAUUCCAGUAUAUUCUAG
Strongylus vulgaris is the source of this 666-nucleotide messenger RNA. Lineage: Eukaryota; Metazoa; Nematoda; Chromadorea; Rhabditida; Strongylidae. The record is from the annotation of a GenBank genome assembly.